Messenger RNA from Coniosporium apollinis CBS 100218, 273 nucleotides. RefSeq lists its product as uncharacterized. Bases 1 to 273 code for a protein of 90 amino acids. Gene Ontology annotation, cellular component: cell cortex. The record is from RefSeq and is a predicted model, not a curated record. Gene Ontology annotation, molecular function: actin monomer binding. NCBI's taxonomy places the organism in Eukaryota, Fungi, Ascomycota, Dothideomycetes. The transcript is spliced from 2 exons.
AUGCGGGAAGUCGUCAAUGCAUUCAAAGACAAGGGCGAUGCAACCGGCGUCAAGGCAGUUCAGUCGACCGGCCUCCACAUAGCCGGUGAGAAGUUCAUCGUGCUAAAGGCGGACGAGCGGAGUCUGUACGGCAAGAAGGGCAGAGAAGGCAUCGUCAUCGUCAAGACCACGCAAGCGCUCCUCGUCACGCACUAUCCCGAGACCGUACAGCCGGGCGCUGCCGCAAACACGGUGGAGCAGCUCGCCGAUUACCUGAUAGGCGUUGGAUACUAG